AUGGCCGCCUUCGCGAGCCUCCCACCCUUCCCGGACGAUGUUCCGACGCAUCCCCUGCUUGUGGUCGACUACGACUUGAUCCUGAAGAGGGACCAGGCCGAGAUAGAUAAGCUCUGGAAGGCGGCGACCGAACUCGGCUUCUGGUACCUGAAGAACCAUGGAGCCGACGAAGAAGUGGACCAGAUGUUCGAGAUGGGCGCAGAGACGAUGAAGUUGCCCCUUGACGAGAAGAUGAAGUACGAGCAAGGCGACGAGGGAAUGUCUUUCGGGUACAAAGCCGCAGGCGCGAACGCGACAGACGAGCAGGGCUCGCUCGACACCGUCGAGUUCAUCAACGUCUCCAAAGACGAUGCCCUUGCGUGGCCAGGCAAGGUGCACCGCGAAUACCCGCGCACCGUGAACGCCCGGAUGGAGUCCACCAUCCGGCCGUUCAUAGAGAAGUCGCUCGGAGUGAACUACACCCUUCUCGCAGUCCUUGGCGAGCGACUCGGGCUCCCUGCGGGCACGCUUGAGCGGCAGCACCUCCGCGAGGAGCCGAGCGGGAGCGAGGCGCGGUGCAUCAAGAACCCGCCGCGCCCGGACGGGAUGUCGGAGGAGAAAGCCGCGCUCGGCGCGCACACUGACUUUGGGUCGCUGUCAUUCUUGCACAACCGACUCGGCGGGCUGCAGGUCAUGGUGCCCGGCACGAACGAAUGGCAGUACGUCAGGCCCAUCCCUGGCCACGCCAUCUGCAACCUCGGGGACGCUAUGACAAUCUUCAGCGGUGGUAUCCUUAGGUCAAACCUCCAUCGGGUCGUGCCUCCGCCGAAAGAGCAGGGGUACUAUGAGCGUUGGUCGCUCGUCUUCUUCACCCGACCGGGUCAAUCCGUCAUCUUGCGGCCGUUGUCUGACGAGAGUCCUAUAAUCGCGGAGGCGGUCGCCAAGCUUCCUUCGGGGAAGUACGACACCGGGACGACUUCGAAGGAGUGGUUUGCGAGGCGCAUCAAGAACCAAAGGAUCAAGAACAGAACGGGUCCAGAGACCUGGAGGGCCAGCAGGGGCACAGAGCACCAACCGUCCGCGUACUGA
This is a messenger RNA of Trametes versicolor FP-101664 SS1, 1068 nucleotides long. Its product is annotated as Clavaminate synthase-like protein. The record is from RefSeq and is a predicted model, not a curated record. Bases 1 to 1068 code for a protein of 355 amino acids. The transcript has 7 exons. Lineage: Eukaryota; Fungi; Basidiomycota; Agaricomycetes; Polyporales; Polyporaceae. Gene Ontology annotation, molecular function: dioxygenase activity.